This is a messenger RNA of Amphibalanus amphitrite, 2180 nucleotides long. Its product is annotated as transcription termination factor, mitochondrial-like. Bases 571 to 1863 code for a protein of 430 amino acids. Lineage: Eukaryota; Metazoa; Arthropoda; Thecostraca; Balanomorpha; Balanidae. Gene Ontology annotation, biological process: regulation of DNA-templated transcription; termination of mitochondrial transcription. The transcript is spliced from 7 exons. Gene Ontology annotation, cellular component: mitochondrial matrix. The record is from RefSeq and is a predicted model, not a curated record. Gene Ontology annotation, molecular function: double-stranded DNA binding.
AUUUUUCGUAAUGCUAAACAGCCGGAGCGUACCCCCCUGGAACUGUGUAUGGGUUGCAAGGUGAAGGCUAUAUUGAUCAGGGGCGUCGACGCGUAAGGAAAACUGGUCCGACUUUUUCUCGGGGGGCCCCUACCGGUGGGGCCCCCAGGUGUCGAGGCGCAGCAGGGCCCCCGCGGUCUCUAGCAGGGCCCCCCGAGCCGCAGUAGGGCCCCCGCGGUCUGCAGCAGGGGCCCCCGCCAGCCACAGCAGGGCACCGCCUAGUCGAAAAAGUGGUCCGACUAGUCGGAAAAGUCGGAACGGUGUCGACGCCCCUGAUAUUGAUACCUAUAGGUUUGUAUGUGUUUAUGUAGCCUUGGGUACUGGGUACAUGGUAAUUCAAUAUAGAUGACUGCUUCAACUUCAACGUGUUUCAACGCUUCAACGCUUCAACUUCAACGAAUCAUAAAGAGUCUUCAAUGGACUGGAGAACACAUGAGUAAAGCUGACUGAUAUCAAUAUCAGCAUUCCCUUGCUGGGCCAUUGUGGCAUGUGAUAUCAUUUGAAUGUUUCUGUCUUGAAUCUGUCUGAAAGAUGGCAGGUGUGAGAACUGUGGGAGCCAGUGGUUUGUUACUAGCAAGGCACAUUGUGUCUGCCAUACGCUGGUGCUCACCGCUGGGGAUACUGUCAAAGCAUCCCCAGCAGAAUCAUGUGGCAUUGAGCAAAUGUCUGCAGCAACUCACUCUCACAUCAUCAAGGCAUAUUACAUUUGGGCGCGGUCAGCAGCAGCGCAGCUCCGUGGCGACCGUGGACGGGCCCACGGCCGGCGAGCUGCGCGCCCUCCUCCAGUUCGGCACGGACCGCGAGCUGCGCCAGUUCUGGCGGCGCACCGGCGCGCGACUGGACGUGGCGCGCGCCGCUAACGCGCUGCACGUGCUCCGCGCGCUGCAGGCCGAGGGAGUGGCGCCGCCGGCCAUCAAACGACAUCCGGCGCUGCUCAACAUUAAAAAGGCGCGGCUGUCGGAGCAGCUGUCGUCCCUGCGGCGGCUGCCAGCCCCCGUCGGUGAGGUGUUUCCCCUGCUGCUGCUGCGUGCCGACCAGCUGCGCGCGGCCGUCCGCGCUGCCGGCCGGGACGGGCAGCUCGCCUUCCCGGGUCACCGCAGCCGGCUGCACUACUUGGCCGACCAGCUGCAGACUGGCCUGGAGACGUUGUGUGCGGCCGUCAGAAGGAAUCCGUCCAUUCUGACGUUCCCCGGCAGUCGCAUCACGGAGAUCACCCGACUGAUGAUCGACGGCGGCAUCCCCCGGGACGCCAUCCUGGACGACCCGUACAUCUACAACCACAACGUGUCGGUGAUGCGCGAGCGGCUGGAGUGGGUGCACCGGGUCCAGCUGCGACCGCUGAGGCCGUGGAUGCUGCGCUGCGCAGAGCACACCCUACAGGAGCACGUGGAGCGGUUUCAGCUGCGGCUGGCCAUCCUCUCUGAACACGGGGACGAGGUGACCUACCUGAGCGAGCGGCUCGGCCUGGGCCGCGCCCGGGUCUCCGCCUUUCGACAGCGGCACCCCCCGGCGCUGCGCGUCAGCGUCAUCAAGAUGAAGGAGGUGCUGGACGUGCUGCUGGCCUACGGCAUCAGCGGCGAGCAGGUGGCCGACCAGCCGCGCAUCCUCUGCUACAGCGCGCGCCGCAUCCGCGAGCGGUGCGAGCGGCUGCGCGCCGCCGGACUGCGGCCCGCCAGCCUCUUGGUGCUCUGCAAAACGCCCAAAGACUUUGACCGCUACAUGGCGGCGGCCACGGGGGCAGAAGGCCUGGCAACGGUCCCCGAUACGGCCAGUGCGGCGGGCGAACGGACCGCGGGGGAUGCCAGUCCACGGACACCAGCGUAACCUCUGAGUGACGCCGCGUGACCUCUGUGUGACGCCGUGUGAACUCUGUGUGAUGCCGCGUGACCUGUGUGACGCCGUGUGACCUCUGUGUGACGCCGCUGGGAGUAGUGCUGUGAUUGAUGCGCUGUCGAUACUGUGCCUGUGGUCGGCGUGAAUAUUAUUUGCUGAGGGGAGCCGCUGCCCGUGAGAUACCGUGGGUACGAGUAGAGCUUAUAAAUGUGGCUCGACUCGAGUGCCCGACUUCGAUCACUGAUCAGUCAGUGUGUUUUGUCAAAUUGGUCUAACGAAUGUGGAUAAAAAGACGAGUAUGGAGCUUC